Messenger RNA from Alosa alosa (allis shad), 1158 nucleotides. Its product is annotated as endonuclease domain-containing 1 protein-like. The transcript is spliced from 2 exons. Lineage: Eukaryota; Metazoa; Chordata; Actinopteri; Clupeiformes; Clupeidae. Gene Ontology annotation, molecular function: hydrolase activity; nucleic acid binding; metal ion binding. The coding region runs from base 109 to 996 and encodes 295 amino acids. The record is from RefSeq and is a predicted model, not a curated record.
UCUCAGGCAUAUAAACAAACACACUCAAACCACCUCAGAGCUGCUCUACUGGAAUGCUUAUCUGGUUUUCUUUUCUCUCCAUUCUUUUUACCAGCCAUAUUUUUUGCAAUGAAAUGCUGGCUUCCUCUGCUGCCGGUUCUCAGCACACUCCUCUGUCUUUCUCAGGGAGACAUAGGUGAUUUCUCGCCCUGUCUGAAUUUUUUCUACCGGUACUGGCCCCCCAGUGGGCUAAGUGGGACGCCCAUAUGUCAGAACUAUACCAACAGGUACUACUUUGCCACUCUGUACAGCCGUGAGCGCCGCUCUCCCUGGUUCUCCGCAUACUUGUACACAACCCCAGCGGGAAAAAGACCAAAGGGCGUCUGGAAGUAUGAACCACAGCUGGCCAACUCUAACGCCAGCGGCGUGAUGCUCCCCUUCCCCAUUCCCCCUAAGAAAGUGGACCAGACCGUGGUCAAGAGCCAGGCGGUGCAACAGGACUACAUCAACUCCAGCUACACCCGCGGCCAUCUCAACCCCAGUCUGCACCACCAGAACCGCAGCGAGCGCCAGUCCACCUUCACCCUGACCAACGUCGUCCCCCAGAAGAUGGACUCCAACUACGGCCCGUGGGCUGAGCUGGAGAGGAAUGUCAACGUGACGCUGAACAAGUACUGUGCAGGUCCUGCGUAUAUUGUCACCGGCAUCAUCCCUUACCGAAUGGACCGCUGGCUGAAGGACGAGCACCGCGUGGCCAUACCUGAGUACCUGUGGUCGGCCUACUGCUGCCCGACGUACAGCCAGAACCUUCCGGAAAGCCUCAGGAGGACUUUCCCCACGUUUGCCGCCAUUGGCCGCAACGACCCCAACAGCACAGAGGAAAUGGUUCCUGUUGAUAGGACAAAGAAAAAGUUUGUGGGGUACGACGUGAGACCAAUGCCCCUGACAGAUCUAGAGAUCUACCUGAGGGAGAGAUAUGGGAGAGAAAUUGCUGUUUUCAGCAAACAGUGUUUGUGAGUCACAAGAUUAUCUUGGACAUUUCAACUAGAAUUGUGUCAUUAAAAUGGCUCAAUGUAAAAAUGGUAGACUACUGAAAGUGAGUUUUUUUCCCUGCCUAAUCCAUAUCUGCUUUUCCCUGUACAACAAGAUUAAAAUUCCUACUGGAUGAAUUAAACCGUG